Molecule: messenger RNA, 1515 nt
Organism: Cydia pomonella (codling moth)
Lineage: Eukaryota; Metazoa; Arthropoda; Insecta; Lepidoptera; Tortricidae
Exons: 10
Coding region: 64-1392 (442 amino acids)
Source: RefSeq, a predicted model, not a curated record
AAGAAUUGCUGUCUUUGAGAAUAGCUAGUAGACCGGAAUCAUGUUUGUCUACGCUGUAGGGCAAUGCCAAGGUCCGCUAUAAAAGCCUCCGCUAGCUUACGAAGAAAGCUUUCUGCCGAUCGACACGGGCUCUCACCUACUCGACACAAGAUGGCGUUGUCUUCAAUAAGCAGAUUAGUUCUGCUAGUCGCCGUGGCGUACAGUGAAGCAUCCGACAUAAGGUUAUCACGAACUAUCAGACAAGCGCCAGGCAGCAUUUUCACCGUCGGCAACGGCGAGCAGUGCCUCGGCUCCGACAGAACGACUGGCGGUGUCUGCUUGUCGAGAAACCAGUGUAACACGCAAGGAGGGAAGGCUAUUGGCUUCUGUGGCGUUUUUGCUACGUGUUGUUCCCUGAACGCGUGCGACGUCCGAACCAACACUAAGGUGGCGGUCUUCAUCAACCCCCCACUAAACCGCGAAUCAUCAGGCCUGGAGUGCUCAUACAACGUCGAGAUAAACAACAACAAUGUUUGUCAAAUGAGGAUCGACUUUGAGACGUUCAACCUGGCGCCGCCAACUACGGUCGACCCCGUGGAAAACGUCACCCAAAGGCCGGGCUUCACGUGCAGAAACGAUAUCUUCCAAGUAACCAACCUCCAGGCCAACUCUGAUUUCCUUCCGCCUCUCUGUGGUGACAAUAAUGGACAGCAUUUGUACGUCAGAGUAAACGCAUCUACCAACAGCCGAUCCAUCCGCAUCAACUUCAAGAUUGCCGACCGCAGUUCGCAGCCUAAUUUGCCCCAGGCGACUUGGAAAAUCAAGGUCACUCAGUUGGAGUGCUUCAAUACUCUGGGCAAGUACCGCGAUGGCAUCCUGAAUGCGAUCACUUCGUCUCUCCCGUCUUCACCACUGUCGAGCUCCGCCGACAGAGACGAGUACCUCAUUGCGCCCCCCGGUUGCCUGCAAUACUACCCAGACCGCUCCGGGUCCUUCGAAUCCUUCAACUACAACAGAGGCGCCGGGCCGUACAUCGCCAACCUUGCUUACGCCACGUGCUUUAAACGGACAUCUGACGUUUGUGGUAUCAAGCUAACGGCCGCAAGCUUUGACAUGGCCUAUCGCCAGGAAGACAACCUGUACCUCGACACCGACUGCCAAAUCAACCCGUUCACCCAAGGCGCAGCGCAGUCUGAAGACUACCUCUUCAUCCCUGAGGCUGAGACUGCCGACGGGUUGAGAGGAGCCAAGUUCUGCGGGGAGAGUGCGAGCAACCAGAUUAUUGCUUCUACCCCGCCAGGCCCUCUCUACGUCCACUUCCACAGCGACAACCUGGUGACAGACGACAUCAAUGAAUUCGGAUAUAGAUUCAACUAUAACGUACUCAACAACUGCGUGCUCAAGCGAAAGUGAGCCUUGGUUGUUAGGAUUAAAGGCCUUGGCUGGAUUGUAUUAUUAAGCUGAUUUCAAACUUGGUUUCUGGUCGCGUUAUUUUAUUGUUAUUGAAUGCCACUAUUCAUUACGUUUUUUUUUUUU